AAAGAAAAGAAAAUAAAUCAUUUUAUAAAGUGACUUCACCAACACUGGAAGCUAUUUGUGUAAAAAUUUGUCGUUUAGUUUCUUCGAGUUGAAUUUCAAUCAUUUCCAAAAUUCGAAGCAAAAUUUGAUUAAAAUUUUCCGAUUCUCCAAUUUUCAUCGAAAUGAGGUUCUUCAACGUGAAAAUGGCUUACUCUUGGGUGGCCGGCGGCUCCAGUUGUCCAGUCCGACGACUGUUGAGCACGGAUCUGGUGGCGGCUCUGCGUCCCUUCUACUUGGCCAUCCAACCGAAUCGCCAAACCCAACGGCCGGCCGAGAAACGCAUCAACGAGGAGUCGCUGCGUCUUCUCAGCUCCCAUCUGGAGUCCUUGACAGGACAUUCGGGUAGCUGUCUGCCCCACGGCCAGUUGGAGUUCUACAUGCCGACGGCCGGUGAGGGUGGGCCGUUGGAGGGCCCGGUGAUGAGUCGUCUGGUGAGGGUGCAGGUGGACCGCAAUCUGCUAGAUCCCAGGGCCGUCAUUCGUGGUAUCCUGAAAUCGUGUAACUUACUUCAACCCGAAAGCAAUAAAGAGUCGAAGAUUGGAGGUCUUCAGACACCGGGUCGAGAUCUUCGAGGACCACCCAAGGGGGAUCCUUUGAAAGAGCUCUCCCUGGAUGCAUGGAUGCGUCAGGCUCUGGCUCGCACGGAGCCCGACGAUCUGGCCACUGUGCGCUCCAGUGUCAACGACCUGGAACGAGAUCUGAUCAAGAGACGGGGCAUCCGGAGCAUUCGGUAUGAUUGUGGUUGCAACUUGCAAUGCUAUCGCAACUGCCUGUGGGACCUGCAGGACGUAAUGGACACCCAGAAGGAGAAUCCCCUCCGGGAUCGCGUCGUCGUCUUUGCCCCGUACACGGGCAUUAGUCUGGAGGGCGAUGUGAUGCUCUUUUCCGGAGACGCCUGCGAUGGGUGGCGUGAGUUCCUCGCCGAGAUGCCAGUCCACGAGGAGCAGCUGAAGCUGGUGCCGCUCUACGAACGGGCCCUGUCCGCCGUCCUGCUGGGCAUACAGAUCGCCCGGCGACAGUCCAUGGAUCCGGGCUCCGAUGCUCGGGCCUAUGCCGAGCGCCUGAAACGGGUGAUCCGGGCGGUCAGCGAGCACCUGAAGCUGGCCGAGAGUGUGGACGAUCUGCCCAAGACCCUGCAGCACCACCGGCUGGCCGUUGUCCCGGAAAGCGAGUCACCCAAAGUUAGCCAUACGGGCCUGUUCCUGGCCCCCUCAUCCUGCCCGGGUCCGGAUCUGGUGGACUUCAUCUGCCGCAACCUGGAGGUGGCCAGCAUGAGAGUUAGACGCUACCACCACGACAGUCAGGUGGAGCAGCUGCUGUGGCGCCAAUGCCUCGACGAACUGCAACUGCAGCGCCUCAGCAAGGAUGAUUCGGUGACACCGGACAAAAUGAUAAUUACGCUGCAGAAUCUCCUCCAGAGCGGCAUCAGGUCCUCUCCUGGUCUCAGCCUCCAUGUGACUAACUAUUGGUCCGUGCCCACCGAUGGUAUCAUAUGCAUUCCCUGGGACUUCCACAAGUCCAAGCUGGAAUUUUAAUAGCUUCCAGGCCUCAGUACCGAAAAUUCCAAAAAAUAUUUUGCAAAACAAAAAAAGGAAUAAGAUAAUUAAUUAAUAGAAUUUCGGCUAAUUUGCAUGUAUUUUUUGGAUAUACCUGGAUUAUCAUUUGAAAUACAAAAUGUGCUCACUUUUCUAUGGGCAAUAUUUGAUUAUUA
This is a messenger RNA of Drosophila bipectinata, 1750 nucleotides long. RefSeq names its product T-cell activation inhibitor, mitochondrial. Gene Ontology annotation, cellular component: mitochondrion. Lineage: Eukaryota; Metazoa; Arthropoda; Insecta; Diptera; Drosophilidae. The record is from RefSeq and is a predicted model, not a curated record.